AGGCACAGGUGACCACGAAAACGGAGCUUCGAUGCGAAGGCGGUCUCUUUCCCUUUGUGGCCGCUAAACGCGCGCUAAUAUGCGUGUUCUUUGUCCCUUUGUGGUUCCACGUGAAAGCGAACUACGUAACAGAAAGGCAGUUUCAGAUACAGGUGGCCGCCGGAACGGCACUUCGAUGCGAAAGAAACGGACGUUCUUUCCCUUUGUGGUUUUUUCGCGCCGUUUCUCGUUUGAGCUCACUCGCUCGCCUUCUCGAGGAGGGGUUUCUGCUCACUAAAAAAGGGUUUGCCCUAGCCAUAGAAAGGUUUGCUGUAAAAGGUCGUGUCCGAGCAUCCUUCUGUGGUCACAUACCAGUACAUAUUUAUUUUAUUUUCAAUCCUUAAUCAGACUCUCAUUUGCAGUGACGAUCAAUCAGCGGAGCGUUUUUUUCUAACCGCGGAUACCCAAUUUUGUCACCAACGGCCAAUCUAUAAUCAAAGCCCCUUUCUGGAAGUGAAAAUGCGAGUAUGUGUCACUGCGUCGAGACAUCAAGCGCAAAAAGAGUGGUAAAGAAGAAGACGACGUUUGGCCAUGGCCGAGAUGCAUCAGGAGCUGAGCUCGGUAAUCCGAGAAAAGAGUGUCCUGUCUGGCCUGUUUGCCAAACUCGAGGCUGCCACUAAGUUGGACAGGAUUAAGCUCGUCUACGCCCUGGUUAUCGUUGUCGUGAUCCUCUACGGGCUGAACCUUGCCGGAGCGGGAGUGACACACCUGAUCACCACCGUUUGGCCCGUGCUCGGAAGCGCACCUUGCCGAGGAGGUCCCCAUCUUGUAUACGAUGCCAGGGAUAGCGCAGAUGCUGGCAUCACAUCCUGGCGCCAUUCAGGCUCCUCUACGUCCACUUUCGGCUAUCUCGCUUGUGGAAGAAGCCUUAGAGCCAUGGACAGACAAUCUGUCGACCUCCAGCAGAAGUGGCUGGGAUAUUGGAUGCUGUACGCCUUCGUCAACAGCUUUGAAUGGAUGUUUGUCAAAGCUCAAAAGAAGAUGAAACGAAUCUAUAUCCUCAAGUUGCUGGUGCUGACGGUGUGCGCCCUUCCACACCCGCUGUGUCCUGCUCGGCUUUUGUACGCCCGCUUUUUGCGCCGGCGCAUAUGGUUGGAAGGUGGCGGAGCCCCGUCGAGUUCCUCUCCCGCGAUGGGUUCCACUGUGGUCGACCACUUGUCGGUGUCACGUACCUCGGAUGGCCACGAGUCACCCACUAGGAAGAAGCCAACCCAGAACCCUCCUAAGAAGCCCUUGUCUACAGCCAAGAAAGGAAAGUAAGGAUGCGCCCUUAGUACGUGCUCAACCAUUGUACAGAAAACGGGCUGCGGUUGAUGGCAGUGGAUGGCGAAAUUUCACAAGCCCUUAUCGAACUCCAAAAGUCAAGUGCAACUUAAAAAUAAAGUCCUCGUUUACAGUCGCGGAGA
This is a messenger RNA of Dermacentor albipictus, 1445 nucleotides long. RefSeq names its product receptor expression-enhancing protein 5-like. The record is from RefSeq and is a predicted model, not a curated record. NCBI's taxonomy places the organism in Eukaryota, Metazoa, Arthropoda, Arachnida, Ixodida, Ixodidae.